Molecule: messenger RNA, 1407 nt
Organism: Adineta steineri
Lineage: Eukaryota; Metazoa; Rotifera; Eurotatoria; Adinetida; Adinetidae
Source: the annotation of a GenBank genome assembly
AUGAAUGAUGAAGCACUAAAAUAUGCUGAACGUCUUGUACCUCAUUCAUACAUUGAAUUAGCUCGACAAGCACGUCGUUCUAAUGAACAAGAAAUUCGAUUAAUACUUGAACAUAAAAAAAUACCUGAACAACCAUUGGAAGAGAAUCUUAUUGAACAAUGGUUAAAUGAAAUAGCACAAAUGGAUUCAAAUAAUUUUAAAGGAAAUAUUGGUGUAGGAGAGCGCGAAGGUCGUAUUUAUUCAUCUCUUGUUGCACGACGUCAUUCUCUACUUUCACAUGGUAUUGGACGUUCCGGUGAUAUUAUUGCUACACAACCAAAAGCAGCUGGUUCAUCUUUACUUAAUAAACUUACUAAUGAACUUGUCCUUGAUGCAAUUCAUAUUCUUGGCUUACGAACAGUGACUCAUGCACUUGUUAUUCCAAUGGCAACCGGAAUGACAAUGACUUUAUGUUUAUUAACAUUGAAAAAACAACGACCAAAUUCUCGUUAUGUUCUUUGGUCACGUAUUGAUCAAAAAAGUUGUUUUAAAUCUAUUUUAACAGCAAAUUUAGAACCAAUUAUAAUUGAACAAAUAGAAAAUAAUAAUUACCUUCAAACAAACAUCGAUGAAUUUGAAAAACAAAUUCAACAAUUAAAUCCUAAUGAUAUAUGUUGUAUCAUCUCAACAACAAGUUGUUUUGCACCACGUGCAAUUGAUAAUAUUCAAAGUUUAAGUAAUUUAUGUAAAACAUAUUCAAUUCCACAUUUAAUUAAUAAUGCAUAUGGUUUACAAUCAACAAAAAUCAUUCAUGAAAUUGAACAAGUUAAACGUUCAAAUGGUCGAAUUGAUUAUAUUGUACAAAGUACAGAUAAAAAUUUUCUUGUACCUGUUGGUGGUUCAAUUGUUUUGACAUAUAAUUCUCAAUUAUUUGAUCAAUUAUCUCAUGCUUAUCCUGGUCGUGCUUCAAUAACUCCAACAACAGAUAUGUUUAUUACACUUUUAUCAAUGGGUAAAAAAGGUUUACUUGAUUUAAUUGAACAACGAAAACGAUUAUUUAAUCUAUUCUAUGAAAAACUUUCCCAAUGGGCAAAAGAUAAUAAUGAAUGUAUAAUUUCAUCCAAACAAUUUAGUCCAAUAUCAAUUGCUAUAACGCUUAAAAAUUUAUUAAAUAAAGAUGUUACUGAACUUGGUUCAAUGUUAUUUACUCGACGAAUAUCAGGUGCACGCGUUGUUAAAUUAGGUACAAAACAAACAAUUGAUAAAUAUGAAUUUAUAAAUUAUGGUGCACAUUCAUCAACUAUUCAAUAUUCUUAUUUAACUAUUGCAGCUGCUAUAGGUAUUGAAGAAAAUGAUAUAGAAAUCUUCAUGAAAAAAUUCGAUGAUGUUUAUCAAAAAUUACGACGCAAUGCAACCAGUGAUAAUUAA